Messenger RNA from Paramecium tetraurelia, 617 nucleotides. RefSeq lists its product as uncharacterized. NCBI's taxonomy places the organism in Eukaryota, Ciliophora, Oligohymenophorea, Peniculida, Parameciidae. The transcript has a single exon. The record is from RefSeq and is a predicted model, not a curated record.
AUGAGUUUUGCAGAAAGAGUAUAUAGGAAAACAUUUUAAAAGAAAGCUAAAAAGGAAGUCAAAGAAAAAAAGACCGAAACUGAAAAUGAUGAUAAUUAUGGGCUUUAUUACUUUGAAAAUGAUUAAGAUGAGAUAUAUAAUUUGGCUGAAGAGUUCUUAGGAAAAUGCAUACUUUUGAAUCCUUCUGACGAUGAUGAAGAAACACAAAAGAGGAACAAAAUUAGAGGAAAUGAAUUCUUUUAGUUAAAUCAAAAGAAAUAAAAAAAUAUUUGUUCCAUCGAAAUAAAUAAUGAAGAAAAUUAAUAGAGUUAAGAAAAUGACGAAAAUUAUGAAUGUUUAGAUACUCGAUCAAAUUCAAAUUAUGACGAUGAUUUUUCAAAAGAUGAUGCUCUAAUGGUCUAAUUGAGCGAAAUCAAUUAUUUGGAGAAGUUGGACAACAUUUAAAAAAAAUCAGUUGGGUUAGGAACUAAAAAAUACUAUUCUUGUAAACAAAAAUUCAAUAAAAUUACUAAAGAACAUCUAGUGCCUUAAAUCAAAAAGAAAAAUAUUCUAAAGAAGAAUUUAAAGGCAUGACUUUUUUAUUUUUGUAUAUAAUCUUAAUUACUUUCUAGUAUAAA